Molecule: messenger RNA, 1359 nt
Organism: Uranotaenia lowii
Lineage: Eukaryota; Metazoa; Arthropoda; Insecta; Diptera; Culicidae
Exons: 1
Coding region: 1-1359 (452 amino acids)
Biological process (GO): DNA integration
Molecular function (GO): nucleic acid binding
Source: RefSeq, a predicted model, not a curated record
AUGGAGUCCGCUGCCAUCGACGUACAGGAACUUGAAGAUGCCACCCGAUCGGAUUCAGUUCUCAACAGUGUCAAAGAAUGUUUGCGGUCAGGAAAUUGGGACAAAGAGCAGGCUAAACCAUUUGCUUCAUUCAAGGACGAACUUGGAUUGGUAGGAGAUUUGUUGGUCCGGGGAAACAAACUUGUCGUACCUAUUAAACUUAAAUCAAGAAUGCUUGACAUUGCCCAUGAAGGACAUCCGGGAGAGUCCUUAAUGAAACGCCGUCUCCGUGAGCGCGUGUGGUGGCCGGGCAUGGAUAAAGAUGCCGUGUCCCGAGUAAAGACGUGUGAAGGCUGUCGUCUGGUUGGACUACCAAGCAAACCGGAACCGAUGAGCCGUCGCUCUCUACCUUCUGGACCAUGGAUCGACACCGCUAUUGAUUUUUUGGGUCCUCUGCCAUGUGGUUCUUAUCUUUUGGUUAUCAUCGACUAUUAUAACCGUUAUAAAGAAAUUGAAAUCAUGUCGAAAAUAACCGCUAAAGAUACCAUUAACAAGCUUGACCGAAUCUUCACUCGCUUAGGUUACCCUCGGACCAUUACGCUCGACAAUGCCAAGCAGUUUAUCGGCACUGAACUAGAGAUGUACUGCAAGUACCACGGAAUCGCGUUGAAUCAUUCGACACCGUACUGGCCGCAAGAGAACGGUCUGGUGGAGCGGCAGAACAGAUCUCUCAUAAAACGCCUCCAGAUCAGUGCUGCCUUCGGAAGAGACUGGAAACAGGACCUGCAGGACUAUCUUAUCAUGUACUAUACGACGCCUCAUUCCAUAACCGGGAAAACGCCCACCGAACUAAUGUAUGGCCACACAAUUCGAUCUAAGCUCCCAGCAAUUGGAGAUGUUGAGACGGUUCCGCCACAAACAGAGUUCAGAGAUCGGGACCAACAAUUGAAAGAAAAGGGGAAGGAAAUGGAAGACACUCGUCGUCGUGCAAGAAAGUCUUCAAUAGAGUCAGGGGAUACGGUUCUUAUGCAGAACUUAAAACCUGGAAACAAGCUGCUCACCACCUUCAGCCCAAAACAAUACCUUGUUCUGUCACGGUCUGGCUCACGGGCUACAGUCGAAGACCUCCAGAAUGGCAAAUCAUAUGAUAGGAACGUUGCGCAUCUUAAAAAGAUUGUUCAGCCAGAGAUUGUAUCAGACGGGGUACCUUUCAAUAACAGUGACGAUCAAGAUGAGUUGCAGGCGUCAUCUGAAGAGGAUUUCCAUGGCUUUGAUUCAGAGGUAACGAAUUCCGAGACUAAUUCAUCUGAACCCAUCAUACCUGCUCGCCAGCGCAGAUCAGCCAAGAAACCUAGUCGGUUCAAUGACUACUACAUGUAG